AUGGAUACCUAUCGUCCUUUUCUUCACAACUCUUAUCAGCAAGGAGACAUCAUCAUUGGUGGAAUAACGUCUCAGGUGUACUCUGUGGCUGACACAGUUUCCUUCCGAGAGCACCCCACUGUGGAGCUGACUGAAAAUCCUAUUGCUGUGCUAAAGAAUUACCAACAUGCCCUGGCCUUGGAGUUUGCUGUAAAGGAAAUCAAUCAACAUCCCAAGAUCUUACCCAAUAUCACUUUGGGCUUCCAUAUCUAUGAUAGCUUCGAUAAUGCAAGAACUACCCAUGAGAGCACUCUGAGAAUGCUCUCCACACGGCAUAGAUUUAUUCCCAACUACAGUUGUGGCAUCCAAAGCAAUCUGAUAUCGAUCAUUGGUGGACUUAGCUCUCAAACCUCCUUUUAUAUGUCUACCAUCUUAGGUAUCUACAAGAUUCCACAGCUGACUUAUGGUUCAUUUAUAUCAAUGCUGAAUGAAAAAAGAGAAUUCUCUUCCCUCUACUGGAUGAUCCCAAAUGAAACCCAUCAAUAUAAGGGGAUUGCCAGCCUACUGCAGCAUUUCAGAUGGACGUGGGUCGGGCUUGCUGCUCUGGAGGAUGACAAUGGGGAAACCUUUUUGCAGAUGUUAAUUUCAAUUAUUUCCCAGAAUAGCAUCUGUGUUGCCUUUGCACAAAGAAUCUUUCAGUCGAGUAAUAUAAUUGACUACACUAGCAUGAUAGAAAAGUGGUAUGAAGUAUACAUAGUUCUGAUUCCUAGCAAAGCCAAUGCAAUAGUUGUCCAUGGAGAUCCUCAAUGCAUGCUAUCACUGAGAUGGGUACUAUAUACAGGAGAAGUGGAAUCAUCCACAAAGACUCUUGGAAAGGUGUGGAUUGUGGCAGCCCAGUGGGAUUUCUCAUCUGUGACUUAUCAAAAGGGAUUAGAUAUACAAGUCUUCUAUGGGACCUUUGCUUUCCCAGUUCAAACCAAAGAGAUAUUAGGAUUCCGAUAUUUUCUCCAAAACAGGAAUCCAUCAGUGACACAAGGAGACGGUUUCAUCCAGCACUUCUGGCAGCAAGCAUUUGAGUGUUCAUUUCCAAAUUCUGAUGCAGGUACAACAGGUGAAAAAAUGUGCACUUUGGAGGAGAAGCUGGAGAGUCUUCCUGGGCCCCUAUUUGAAAUGAGCAUGACUAGCCACAGCUAUAGUAUCUACAAUGCUGCCUAUGCUGUGGCACAUGCUUUACAUGCCAUGGAUGCAUCCAGAGCCAUGCACAGGGUCAUGCCAAAUGAAGGGAGGCUGCACUCAUGGCAGCUCCACCCCUUUUUAAGGAGCAUCUCAUUCAACAACAGUGCUGGAGACACAGUCUCUUUUGACGAAAAUGGAGAAUUAACAACUGGGUUUGAUAUUACCAACCUGGUUACUUUUCCAAAUAAUUCCUUUGCUAGACUAAAGGUUGGGAGGCUGAAUCCUCAGGCUCCUGCUGGCAAAGACUUUACCAUUAAAGAUGACAAAAUCUUCUGGCAUAGAAGUUUUAACCAGGUGUUGCCCCUUUCUUUGUGUAAUGAGAACUGCCUUCCGGGUUUCAGAAGGAAAAAGAAGGAAGGGGAGCCAUUUUGCUGUUAUGAUUGUUAUCCAUGUCCAGAAGGGGAGAUUUCAAGUCAAAAUGACAUGGAUUUCUGCAUCAAAUGUCCAGAAGAUCACUAUCCAAACAUGGACCAAGAUAAAUGUGUCCUCAAAGUUGUCACCUACCUAUCUUACAAAGACAUUUUGGGUGCAAGUCUUGCUUUUUCCUCCAUUGCUCUCUGUCUGGUUACAACACUGAUACUGAGAAUGUUUGUUAAACACCGGAACACUCCCAUAGUCAAAGCUAACAACCGGAAUCUCACCUUCACUCUCCUCAUCUCCCUCCUGCUCUGCUUCCUUUGUCCAUUGCUGUUUAUUGGCCAACCACAGAAGAUGACCUGCCAUCUUCGGCAAACUGCUUUUGGCAUUGCCUUCUCAGUGGCCCUCUCCUGUGUAUUGGCAAAAACCAUCAUUGUGGUCCUCGCUUUCAUGGCCACUAAGCCAGGGAGCUGGGUGAGGAAAUGGGUGGGGAAAAGACUGACCUACACCAUCAUCUUUAGCUGUUCCUUUAUACAAUUGGGCAUUUCUGCUCUGUGGCUUGGCACCUCUCCUCCAUUCCCACAUUUGGACUUGCACUCCCUUUCAGAAGAAAUCAUAAUGGAAUGCAAUGAAGGUUCCAUCCUCAUGUUUUACAUUGCCUUGGGCUACUUGGGAUUUCUGGCCAUCCUGAGCUUCAUUGUGGCUUUCUUGGCCAGGAAGUUGCCAGACACUUUCAACGAAGCCAAGUUCAUUACCUUCAGCAUGUUGGUGUUUUGCUGCGUCUGGCUGACUUUUGUCCCAACCUACCUGAGUACAAAAGGAAAGUAUAUGGUGGCUGUGGAGAUCUUCUCCAUCUUGGCAUCCUCCACUGGGUUACUAUGUUGUAUCUUCUUCCCAAAAUGCUACAUUAUUAUACUGAGACGUGAAAUGAAUACUAGGGAGAGGCUUACAACAAGAAGGAUUGUGUGA
Hemicordylus capensis (graceful crag lizard) is the source of this 2541-nucleotide messenger RNA. Its product is annotated as vomeronasal type-2 receptor 26-like. Bases 1 to 2541 code for a protein of 846 amino acids. Gene Ontology annotation, cellular component: membrane. The transcript is spliced from 6 exons. Gene Ontology annotation, molecular function: G protein-coupled receptor activity. Gene Ontology annotation, biological process: G protein-coupled receptor signaling pathway. Lineage: Eukaryota; Metazoa; Chordata; Lepidosauria; Squamata; Cordylidae. The record is from RefSeq and is a predicted model, not a curated record.